AUCGACGAGGAUAAGCUGUUCAAGUAGGUCAUUUCCCUGUCACAUGAGCGCAGUCGCUCCAACACGGAAGACCACCCGACUGUGCGAUGCUAACUCAAAGCUUGAUCGCAGCCCUAAAAUCAACACCUAUCUGCAAGUCACCGAUGUUGCAGAUGCUGGCUUCAACUACCACCUCAUAUCUGUCUUCGGCUCGCAGUCGACAGGCAAGUCCACGCUUCUGAACCAUCUGUUUGGUACCGAGUUCAAUGUCAUGUCCGAGUCCGAGCGCCGACAGACGACCAAAGGAAUAUGGAUGUCCAAGAACAAAAAGGGGUCCAUGGCCGACAACAUCCUGGUCAUGGAUGUCGAAGGCACCGAUGGUCGCGAACGUGGCGAAGACCAAGACUUUGAAAGAAAGAGCGCCCUCUUCGCCUUGGCCACCAGCGAGGUCCUAAUUGUCAACAUUUGGGAGCACCAGGUUGGUCUGUAUCAGGGAGCCAACAUGGGACUUCUCAAGACUGUAUUCGAGGUCAACCUGCAGCUCUUCCUCAAGGACAAACAGUCUACUCCACGAUCGCUGCUGUUUUUCGUUAUUCGAGACCACAUUGGCAACACCCCCUUGUCGAACCUCCAGAACACUCUUAUACAAGACCUGGGAAAGCUCUGGGCUGGCAUUUCAAAGCCCCAGGGGCUGGAAAACUCGCGCAUCGAGGACUACUUCGAUUUCGCCUUCUCAGCUUUGCCUCAUAAGAUUCUCCAACCCGACAAGUUCGUAACGGAGACCGAGAAACUAGGGCAAAGGUUUGUUACUGCCAGUCGAGGCACCAAGGUCAUUGGCCAGCACGGGCAGCAGGAGCUCGAUGGAGGUGUACUCCUGCCAGAGUAUCAUCGAAGAAUCCCUGCCGAUGGCUUUUCUGUCUACGCCGAGGGAAUAUGGGAUCAGAUUGUCAACAACAAGGAUCUCGACCUUCCAACACAACAAGAACUGCUAGCACAGUUCCGAUGCGACGAAAUUGCGAGGGAGGCUCUCGUUGCCUUCGAUGAAGCCAUUACUCCACUCGAAGAGAAGCAAGCCGAAGCCGCACGCGUAGGAAAGCCCUCCGUACUACCGGACCUUGGUCAGACUGGAACCACAGCUAGGGAGAAGUGCCUGAAGAGCUUUGAAAGCUCUGCUAGUAGAUAUCACAAGGGUGUAUACAAGCGGAAGCAUCAAGAACUCGAGACCAAGAUCGACCAGCGUUUGAAAGCUCUAUACCACGGCCAGGUCUCCGCAAUCCACAAAUCGGGUGUCGCCUCAUUCAGCGAUGCUGUCUCUGGCGCCGUCAAGGCUGGACAGAAGUCCGGAGGCGCAUACGAGUUUGCUGACAUUGUUGACUCCGAAAAGACCAAAACGUUGGAGUUCUUCAAAAAGGAGGCUCAGAGCCUGGCUAUCCAAGGUGUACCAUGGACCAACUUCAAGUCGCAAUACUUGCUUUUCGAGCAGGAACUCGACCAGGUCAGCGCCAAGCUUAGAAAGGAAGAAAUGCGCAGGCUGGCCACAAGGGUUGAGCGCUGGGUCAAGUCUCGCCUGGGAGAUGCAGUUGGACUCGAGUUCAACAAGCUAGGGUCUGGUAGAGCGGGAUCUGGCGCGCCCGAGACAGGCGACAAGCCAGCUACCGAAAAGGAUCUUUGGGACCGAAUCUGGAACGUCUUCAUCUCUGUCGUCAAAGAAGCAGAGGGCCGUUUCACCGACAGAGCCAAGAGCUUUGAGGCGAGCCAGGGUGAGGUGGAGGUUGGAUUAUGGCGCCUUCGACGCAAGAGCUGGGUUGCGUUGAGAGAGAAGAUUGAGGAGGAGGUUAUGGAAGGCAACAUUUUGCUGAAGCUCCGGGAGAACUUCGAGGACAAAUUCCGCUACGACGAGGCUGGUGUUCCCCGGAUCUGGCGGCCAACUGACGAUAUUGAGGGCAUCUAUACCAAGGCUCGAGAGUCUACUCUGACGCUCAUUCCUCUGCUUUCGAGGUUCAGACUUUCCGAAACUUACGGCCCACCCGACCUACCCGAUUUCAUUGGCAACCAACCCGCAGGGGUAGAAGCUGAGGACGAAGAUGACCUCACGCCCAUCGGCGGCGUAGACGAGGAAGACGGUAAAAGCCUCGAGGAGGAGACGACAAUCUUGAGCGAAAGCAAGCGCCAGGACCUUGUGGUCAGGUUCAAGAAGACAGCCGAUGGCGUUUAUGUCGAAGCUAAGCGCAGCGCGAUUGGCGGCGUUUCACAAGUGCCAUUAUACUUCUACGCAAUACUCUUGGCACUUGGGUGGAAUGAACUUGUCACAGUUCUCCGUAACCCGGUGCUCUUCCUGCUCCUCAUUCUGUUUGCAGGUGGCGCGUAUGUGGCUUACACUCUCAACCUCCUUGGGCCCAUGAUGCAAAUGAGCGGCGCGGCCUGGGGCCAGGGUGUCGAGAUCGGCAAGCAGAAGUUGCGUGACUUCCUCGAGAACAACGAGACAGCACGGGCAGCCAUCUCCAUGCCCGCACGCCGCGAUACCGACUCUAUCAGCAUGGACACGCUGGACAGCCGUGGCAAGAAGGCCGAGCGAAGGGCCAACGGCGGCAGUGCCGUGGAUGAUGAUGACGAGAUCUGAUGUAAAACAUAGUGAUUGAUGAAUGGUGGGGCGCAUAUAGGGUAUUUGCAUGAUGGAGCAAUUAUCAUAAGUCACACUCGUGUGAUGGCUUGACAUGCAUUUCUGUCAAGUGAAGCUAAAUCUCAACCGUUACUCCUUAACGCCUCUCUCCCAUGCAGGUCCAACUUAUACAUACACAUAUAUCUAGAAGCGCCCCCCCCCCCCUCCCCCC
Molecule: messenger RNA, 2810 nt
Organism: Truncatella angustata
Lineage: Eukaryota; Fungi; Ascomycota; Sordariomycetes; Amphisphaeriales; Sporocadaceae
Product: RHD3/Sey1
Exons: 3
Coding region: 44-2599 (851 amino acids)
Biological process (GO): endoplasmic reticulum membrane fusion
Cellular component (GO): endoplasmic reticulum
Molecular function (GO): GTPase activity; GTP binding
Source: RefSeq, a predicted model, not a curated record